CGGGGGGUACGAACGGGAACCUCGGCGGUGCCGGGGGGAUGCUGAGGGGAGCCCUCAGGUGCGGCGUGGAGCGGGGCAUGAGCAGCUCUGGGCAAGGAUUGGGGGUUUGCUGGCAGCUGGGCAAGCUCAGGGCUCCUGGCAGCCUGCAGGGGCUGGGAUGGCAAUCCAGCCAGGCCUGAGCAGACUGGGAGGAUCCAGCAGCUCAAAGUGAUUUUUUCCCCCCCCAGAUUUUCCCUUUAUUAUGAGCUGUUCCUCAAGGAUAUUCUAGUUCUGUGUUUCCUGGCAUGGAGGUGCCCUUGGUGCUUCUCCUGGCCAGGCUUGUGGCAGAAAUUGCUGGAAAAUCCACAGAAAACUCGGUGCCAGGGCCAGGAUGUUGUUUGGAAAAUUUGGAUCCCAACAGCUCCUGCCCCGUGAACCAACCCUGCAGCCCAGGGUGUUACCGGCGCUGGAACGAGGACGGCAGCAGCAGCUGCGUGCAGUGCAGGAACGGCACCGCGGACUGCAGGGACGGGAGCAGAGGGAGCAGCUCCGCCCUGAACCUGAGCACAGCCACGCCCCAAAUCCUGACCCUGGGGGGCCCCGAAGUGGCCGCCUCGCUGAUUUUGGGGACGUUUUGCCUCAGUUUGUUCCUGAUCCUUUCUGUGGCUUCUUUCUUCUACCUCAAACGAGCCAACAAACUGCCCCAGGUGUUCUACAGGAGGAACAAAGCAUCUGUUCUCCAGCCCAGUGAAACAGCAUCCAUGAUCUCUCCUCCCAUUUCUUCAGUGCGGAAGCCGCGCUACGUCCGGCGGGAGCGCGCCCUGAGCCCGGCCAGGGCUGGGGCUGUGGCCAGCAGGGUCAGCAACGUCUGAGCCCACCCAGCCAGGCUGUCCUGGGCCAGCAGGGUCAGCAACGUCUGAGCCCAGCCAGGCUGUCCUGGGCCAGCAGGGUCAACAAUGUCUGAGCCCACCCAAACUGUCCUGAGCCAGCAGGGUCAGCAACGUCUGAGCCCAGCCUGGGUGGGUCAGCAGGGUCAGCAAUGUCUGACUGACCUGUCCUGGGCCAGCAAUGUCUGACUGACCGGUCCUGGGCCAGCAGGGUCAGCAACAUCUGAGCUCAGCUAGCCCAGAGUGUCCUGGGCCAGCAACAUCUGACCUGAGUGUCCUGACCCCAUCCCAGAUGUUCUGACCCCACGCUGGGGUGUCCUGGGGUGUUCUGACCCCACUCUGGGUGUCCUGACCCCAUCUCAGAUGUCCUGACCCCACUCUGGGUGACCUGGGGUGUUCAGGGGUGUCCUGACCCCACCCUGGGGUGUCCUGGGGUGUCCUGACCCCACUCUGGAAUGUCCUGACCCCAUCCCAGAUGUCCUGACCCCAUCCCUGGGGUGUCCUGGGGUGUCCUGACCCCACUCUGGGUGUCCUGACCCCAUCUCAGAUGUCCUGACCCCACUCUGGGGUGUCCUGGGGUGUUCAGGGGUGUCCUGACCCCAUCCCUGAGAUGUCCUGACCCCACUCUGGGUGUCCUGACCCCAUCCCUGGGCUGUUCUGACCCCACUCUGGGUGUCCUGAUCCCACCCCAGCUCUGGAAUUCCCUGGGUGCCGCUGACCCCGCAGGAUUUUGUGCCAAAUCUUCCCCCGAGCGCGAAGGCGGCGCCGGCUCGGGGACGUUUUGGGGUUUUUGGAGGGUCCUGGUUCUGCUCCUGAGGAUGGGGGAGAAUUCCCAAGGGAUUUGAGGGAUUUAUGGGGAGAAUCCAUAAGGAAUUUAAGGGAUUUUUUUUUUUCCUGUUGGUUGGGGAGAAUUCCUGAGGGAUUUUGUGAACUUGUGGGGAGAAUCCUUAAGGAAUUUGGGAGGGUUUUCCUGUUUGGGGGAGAAUUCUUGAGGGAUUUCAGGGUUUUUUCCUUCUUUGGGGGAGAAUUCCUGGGGGAUUUGGGGGAUUUUCCCUGUUUGGAAAGAAUCUUUAAGGAAUUUGGGGAGAAUCCUUAAGGAAUCUUGGUGCAUUUCCCUGUUUGGGUGAGAAUUCCUGAGGAAUUUUGUGAACCUGUGGGGAGAAUCCUUUGGGAAUUUGGGGGAUUUUUCCUGUUUGGGGAGAAUCCUUUGGGAAUUUGGGGACUUUCCUUGGGAUGUGACCCCAAACCUGGAGCUGACAGCGCUGCAGGCCCCAAAAUCCUGGGAUUUGGGAUGUUGGAUCCAUCCCAGGAUCCUGCUUUAACCUGGGGCAAGGUGGCAGUGAUUAAUCAUGCUAAUUAAUGAUGCUAAUUAAAGAUGGAUAAUUAAUGAUGGCAAUAAUGAAGAUGCAGAAUCCUCUGGAAGCAAAUCCCAGACCAGGAGCAUUUUCCUUCUCUCUUGGUGCUCGAUCCAGGCCUGACCCCAAAUCUGGGAAUUUUUAUUUUUAUUUUUUAAUUUUUCCAGCUCAAUCCUUGGCUAAAGAAUUCUCCAAGGAUUGUCCCUGCUCCAUUCCUUGUGGAAAUGAGGGAAUUGCUGGGUUUGCAGCAGUCAGGGAUUUUUGGGAUGAGCCAGUGGAAAAAUGGGAGUAGGUUUUU
This is a messenger RNA of Catharus ustulatus (Swainson's thrush), 2519 nucleotides long. RefSeq names its product chromosome 24 C1orf159 homolog (gene C24H1orf159). The record is from RefSeq and is a predicted model, not a curated record. Lineage: Eukaryota; Metazoa; Chordata; Aves; Passeriformes; Turdidae. The coding region runs from base 285 to 851 and encodes 188 amino acids. The transcript has 11 exons.